AAAAACAAAAAACAAAAAACAAAAGGAAGAGAAAAAGAAGUUGCAAUGAGGCAGCAACGGUUUUUGUUGCUUUUGUUUAUUCAGUUCAAUUCUUGCUACGGUUCCGAACCUAACCACUUGACCGUUACACCGAACCUAACGCUAACUCUUCAAAUUCUCCUCCCUCUUCCUCCAACUCUCACAGCUUCCAACAUUCAGCAAAAUGGUAUCCAAGAUCAUCAAAACAUCCCUCACUAAGCCCUUCCGCCGUCAACGCCGCAAGUCCCCCGUAAAGAAUGCCGCCUCCUCCACUGUCGCCGCCACCAUCCGCCGCUCUCUCUCUAUCUGCCACCGCCGUCUUCUCAAAAUCUUCUCCAAGUUGACCUGUAUCAGCACCCCCAACCGCUACAAAGGCUAUAAGGCCUUGAGGACAACCGCACCCACAUCCACAUCCACAUCUGCAACAGCCUCCCCUGAACCCGACAUUGUCCGAACCUUAGUCUUCGACAACCGCCUCCUCCCUCCACUCUUUUCGCCGGCCAAGCGGACCGUUCUCCUCGACCUCGACGAGACUCUGAUCCACUCCAAACUGGACCCGCCACCAGAGAGAUUCGAUUUCGUAGUCAGGCCAAGGGUCGACGGCGAGAUACUCAAGUUCUAUGUGCUCAAACGUCCAGGCGUGGACCAAUUUCUGGAAGCCUUAGCAGAUAGAUUCGAAAUCGUGGUGUUCACGGCGGGAGUGAGGGAGUACGCCUCGCUUGUGCUGAACAAUUUGGACAAGAAAUCGGUGAUUUCUCACAGAUUGUAUCGCGACUCUUGCAAGGAGGUGGAUGGGAAAUUUGUGAAGGAUUUGUCUGAAAUUGGGCGGGAUUUGAGAAGAGUAGUGAUUGUGGAUGACAAUCCUAACGCUUACGUUUUUCAGCCGGAAAACGCGAUUCCGAUUCCGUCGUUCAUAGACGAUCCGGCGGACAUGGAGCUUCGGAAAUUGGUAAACUUUUUUGAGAUAUGCGAGUGUUAUGAUGACAUGAGGGAUGCUGUGAAGCAGUAUCUAUCUGGGUAGAGAAGAAAUUUGAACGAAGAUUGUUUGUUGAUUUGAUUAUAUAAAUGUAGUUGAACAACCACUGUUCAACUCCAAAUGAAACUCAAAUUCAAUCCAAUACAGAUCCAAGAUUUGAAGA
Molecule: messenger RNA, 1157 nt
Organism: Cucurbita maxima (winter squash)
Lineage: Eukaryota; Viridiplantae; Streptophyta; Magnoliopsida; Cucurbitales; Cucurbitaceae
Product: carboxy-terminal domain RNA polymerase II polypeptide A small phosphatase 1-like
Exons: 1
Coding region: 203-1039 (278 amino acids)
Molecular function (GO): phosphoprotein phosphatase activity
Source: RefSeq, a predicted model, not a curated record